Bathycoccus prasinos is the source of this 2838-nucleotide messenger RNA. RefSeq lists its product with no specific name. Gene Ontology annotation, molecular function: protein binding. Gene Ontology annotation, cellular component: P-body. Gene Ontology annotation, biological process: deadenylation-independent decapping of nuclear-transcribed mRNA. The record is from RefSeq and is a predicted model, not a curated record. NCBI's taxonomy places the organism in Eukaryota, Viridiplantae, Chlorophyta, Mamiellophyceae, Mamiellales, Bathycoccaceae. The transcript has a single exon. Bases 1 to 2838 code for a protein of 945 amino acids.
AUGGGAUUGUUUGGGAACAAGAAGAAGAAGGACGACGGGGACUCUUAUACGAAAUCAUUCCCGACGACGACGACGGAAACGACGACGCAAGGAGGAUCAGGAUCGGGAACAAACGGUAGUAAAAUGAAAUUUUACGAGAACGGCGAAGAGGACGAAGAAUUGUUAAAGCAACAAGCGUUGAAGCAUUUGACGAAAGGCUGCGCGAUCGACGAUUCGUUGAAAGAAAGCACAAUAGACGUGGAGAAUGAUUUCGGAGGAGCCUCUUCUGAAGAGAAUCAACUGGAAGCGUCUCCGAUUACGGUGUACGCGACGGAAUAUCAAGAGUCAAACGCUAUAAAGAUAGCCGCGAACGAGACGUUUUGUUGCUACGGGAUUCGGAACGGGUUAGUCAGAGUGUUGAGUCAAGUGAGUCAAUCGCGCUCGCUUCUCAGAGGGCACGAGACGCCAAUCGCGAGCAUGAGUUUUUUACCGUCCACGAACGAGGAAGAGAACAUUUUGGCAACCUUGAGCGAAGAUGGGACGUUGCUUGUGAGAAGACUAAACGAGGACGAGAGUUCGGAAACGAUCAGCGACUCGACGCUGUUGAAGUUGGACGUGUCGAGCGAAGCGGACAACGUGAACGGAACGACCACUUCGAACGACUCUUUAAUCGUGCCGAGCUUUCGCUGGUUUCCUAGAAAAUCAUCCAACGACAGCAAAGCGGAAUUUUUGAUCGCGUAUGGGAACGCAAUCUUCAAAUCUUCCGUAGAUUUAAAUGAAGAUGCCGGCGGCCAAUCGCCGAUUCCGUUUGAAGAGAACGUAGACUUGCACGGCCCGAUCACUUCGAUUGACGUUACAAACCAGCGACGAAUCGUCGCGACGACUGAAAGGGACGUCUCAGGGUGGUAUGGUAUAGUAGUGUUUGAGUUAGAACCGCAAGGUUUAGGAUUCACGAAGACGACUUUGUUAAAAAGGGAGUCAAUGGGAAACUGCGCGGCGCGAUGGAUGAAUGAGAACACGUUGGCCGUAGCCACCACUGUAAACGCGAGUUCGGGCUGUGCUUACAUCGAAUGCUUGCAUUACGACAAAAAAACAGAAACUCUUAAAACGACUCAAUCGAUUAAAAUUGGAUGUUCUUCCGAGUGGUUCUGGAACUCUUUUCAAUUCGCCAGGGUCGGGUAUAAAGAUAAGCAGUGCUUUUUGUUUGCGGAUUCCAAGAGAAACGUCGUAUACGCUCUUUCUGUGAAUGAACACGAGAGUAAAUUUAAUUACAUUUCUCAAUUUAGCGUGUCGCAACCGAUUUUAUCGCUUGUAGCUCUCGAUGUCUCGGAUGAAGACGAUGAUGUACAAAGCGCGCAGUUUGGUCUGUUUUGUAUGCAAACCGGCGCGAUUCAGCAAUUGCGUUUACCGAUGUUAGAUUGCGUGCGAUUGUUACCGAAGGGUAAAAGCCCUUCUUCGACUAUUGCGGACCAAGUACAACAGGAACUCCCUUCCAUUAUCACCGAUGCUCCUCCUCAGCGCGCUGCCUCGCCGGUUGUUUCGGGACUCUUGACCCCGGAUAUGUUUAAGAAAUCUAUGUCGCAAUCGGCAAGCGCAGAGGAACUCGCACCGAGCUCUCCAUCGGUGAGCGAUAAACCUCCGCCUCCAAUUGCGCAGCAACAGGCGAGUAAACCGGCCGCGGCGCCUGUUUCAGCGCCAGUUACUUUUGCUACUACCGCUACUACAAGUGGCGACAGUGGUAGUGAUAAAGAAGUUGCAAAGUUAAUCAGAGAACUAAAGAAUGAACUUAAACAAGAUCGAGAUAAGUUGCGAAAGGAACGCGAGAAAAGAGACAAUGCGGAGCGCGAACGACAAAAGCAAUUAAUCGCGCUGAUGUCGCAAGCAACCACGAAAGAUUUACCAAGCGCGAUAUCCCAAAUAGUUUCGGAGCUUUUGGGUGAAAAUGCCGCCGCAGUGCAAGCUGCUCUUGCGACGAACGCGGCAGCUUCGCAACGCGCCGCCGUCGCCGCCGCAAAGGAAGCGGUGCAAACGACUCUUCAAUCCGAAAUUCGACAAGCUAUGCAACAAGUCAUGAUUCCAGCGUUUGAACGCUCGACGCAAAACAUGUUUAACCAAAUUGCAAACACUUUCGAGCGCUCUAUAGGUGAACUUAACAACGAGUUGAUGCAAAUUAGAGAUCAAUCGGUGCAAGCAAACGCGAUGCCUCUCGUCCAAGAGUUGCAAAGAACUGUGAACGAGAUGAGAAGUUUACCGCAGUCCUUAGAUUCUGCACUCAAAUCUUCCGUUUCCAACGCAUUUAGAGGUAUGCAACAACAAUCUGGUCCAUCGCAAGGAAUGUUUCAGCAGCAAAUGCCGCCACAAGCUGGUGGAGGAGGAGGAGUGCGUUCACUCGCCGACUUGGAGCAACGGAAACCGCCGCCGCAAGCGCCACAGGAUCCUACUUUAGAGAUCAAGAGAUUGUUGAAUACCGGCAAUCUCGACGCUGCAUUUUCAUCGGCGUUAGGUACUUCCAAUCUCGAAAUUGUCUCGUGGUUGUGUUCUCAAGUAGCUCCAGAGCGCGUGUUUGGACAGCAUCCGUGUCCGUUGUCGCCGUUCGUGCUACUUUCGCUGGCGCAACAGCUCUCUUCGGAUUUGACGACGAAAGACGCGGAGAGAAAGCUCGAUUGGAUUCGCGACACGUGCUUGGCUAUCGAUCCUCAAGACCCCGCGUUGAAGUUGCACGUGCGACCGGUAUUGACUGCCGUUUACGAGUCUUUGCGAAAAUUAGGAUCGAGUUCUCAGAACAUUUCGCCCAGCGUAAAAGCCGCCGCGCGUUUGGUCGUGCACGUGGUUAACAGUCUCUUGAGCGCGUGUCCUUAA